GUUCACUUCUGUAAAGAACCCAGUCGGCACAGCACACCACACCACACACACCUCCCAAAAAUGGCAUUCAAGUUUGUUUUCGCUCUCGCCUUCGUGGCCGUUGCCAGCGCCGGAUACGCAGUUCCCCAGGUCUACCACGCUGGCCCAGCGGUGGCCACCUAUGCCCAUGCCGCUCCCGUUGCUGUGGCCCAGAAGGUGGUGGUGAAGGCUGCCGAGGAAUACGAUCCCCAUCCCCAGUACCGUUUCUCUUACGGAGUCGAUGACAAGCUGACCGGCGACAACAAGGGACAGGUGGAGGAGCGCGACGGAGAUGUCGUCCGCGGCGAGUACUCCCUGAUCGAUGCCGAUGGCUACAAGCGCACCGUCCAGUACACCGCCGACCCCAUCAACGGAUUCAACGCCGUCGUCAACCGCGUUCCCCUGGAGCAUGUCAAGACUGUGGUGAAGACCGUCGCCGCUCCCGUGGCCCACUAUGCUGCUCCCACCCACUACGCCGCCCCAGCUGUGGUCAAGACUGUGGCUCCAGCUUACACAUCCUAUGCCGCCCCAGCUGUCGUCAAGACCGUUGCUCCCGUGGCUCACUAUGCUGCUCCUGCUCAGUACACAUCUUAUGCCGCCCCUGCGCCCGUGGCUCACUAUGCUGCCCCUGCUGCCCAGUAUACUUCUUAUGCUGCCCCUGCUCCCGUUGCCCACUACGCUCAUGCCGCUCCAGCUGUGACAUACUCUGCGCCCGCUGCCCACUACUCCACGUACGCUGCCCCCGCCGUCAGCUACCACCACUAGGAUGUUAGUAGGACCCGCAGGACUCUGAGUUGUACAUAGAAUUGUUGGCUUUAUUACAUAACUGAACAUUUAUUUAUUGACAGCACCAAUAAACAAAAUGCAUACGACAUACUGCACAUAUC
Drosophila guanche is the source of this 905-nucleotide messenger RNA. Its product is annotated as cuticle protein 7-like. The coding region runs from base 61 to 783 and encodes 240 amino acids. Gene Ontology annotation, cellular component: extracellular matrix. The transcript is spliced from 2 exons. The record is from RefSeq and is a predicted model, not a curated record. Lineage: Eukaryota; Metazoa; Arthropoda; Insecta; Diptera; Drosophilidae.